Molecule: messenger RNA, 3691 nt
Organism: Macroventuria anomochaeta
Lineage: Eukaryota; Fungi; Ascomycota; Dothideomycetes; Pleosporales; Didymellaceae
Exons: 5
Coding region: 173-3436 (1087 amino acids)
Source: RefSeq, a predicted model, not a curated record
GAGGUCAAUGUCUGAUGCUGGCGUUGCAAAGGCUGCUGGCGAAACGUGAGAGCGCGUGUUUUUCGUGCAAGCGCGGCGGCUCGGUUGUCAUGCCAGUGCGACCCCAAACAAUCUCGUUCACGCUCCACUACGAGCAUCUGGACUUACUCCGCGCAACUUGACUCGACCCGGCAUGGAGAUGGAUAUCAGAUCGGAGUUGUCGUCAGAACUGACGAGGAUAAUUGAAUGUCCAUACCCGGCCUCAUUGUCCAAAUUGAAAGAUCUUCUUGCUCAUGCGGAUGAAGUGACCAUACAGUCCUGCAUCCAUGAUCGACCACCAUGUGCCAUGACGAGGCUGGCCACACUCGUUUGCGAUGCAUUGCCACUAUGGGCAUACACUUCGCACGUGUUGCAGCUUCUCUGUUGCUCUCCAGAGUUCACUGAGAAGCUCUUGCUGCAAAGUCCAGGACUUCUCAACGCUCUGCUAGUGAAAGCAAACACUUCACAACGAGACUUCGACGAUUAUCUGGGACUAUGCGUACAACUUCUAUCCAGACCGCUUCCAGAGUCCAUCUCACUACCCGCAAGUGCUCAGUCGUUCUUCCUCCGCGUGUUCGAGCGAGCCACGCAAAAUCCAGAUGUAAGCACACUCCGGCCUGUCUACAGCAUGCUCAAUGGAGCGUGUCGAAAGCUCCUCAGCCUUCUGCCAUCCGAGGUACGACAGCAGUUCGAUCGAGAACUGUGUCACAUCCUAUCUUCAAAUGGUACCGGACAAAACUCCAUGUUGCUGGUGUGGUGCUUUGGAAUAGUCAUUCUCGCAGAGCAUGCGGAAGAUUUCAGUGCUUCACAGAACUUUGGGCUAGAGCAGCCAAUGUCGACAGCAGGUGUCGAGAAGCAAUGGACAACGGCAUCUGGACGCAAGCUUUUUGGUUCUACCAACGGGCUGUACAAGACCAUCAACUUGACCUACCUCAGUGUGAUCUGGGCUACGAAGGGAGACGUUGGCGUGUCAGACGCCGAGGCCAUUGAAGGCAUACGGAUCGCUGUGAGAACGUUGCGUUUCGUUGAUAUCGAGGCACGAGCAGGCUGGCCAAACUCCAGCGCUUUAGCGAAGAACAUCUUCCCCAAGCUUCCAGCCAAGAUUUUACGUGAAGGUAUAAACCCGGCCGUUCAACUUGAGGCCUUAUGUUUCUACGCAAUGAUCACAGGUGCAAACAAUCUUCCCAUGGAAAUUGUAACACAAUAUCAGCGCUGUUUGGCUACACUGGAGGAGCUUGCGGACGCCGACUCUCUGCGUGAGAUCCUACUAGUGUCUCUCCCUGUUUUUGCCCCUCAAAUGCAAGACAGCUUGUUCCGGACAUUACUCUCAGACACCCUCGAUGCUUGCGUCGCAGAUUCAGCUGCCCGCCCAUUGACCAACCUUGUCACUUUGGUCGAUACAUUGUCUGCUGUCUCGUCAGGUUGCGCGGCUUUGAGCGCGAAACUACUACUGGCUCUUUCAUCGACAACAUUACAGGGCAAAGUCUGGAACCUCGUCCGGACCCAUAUGACAACUGUAGACAUUGUUUGUCAUACAUAUGCUGCUUCCUUGCAUCGAGACGCAUUUGCCGCUACAAUCUCAUUGAUGUUGAAUCUGACUAUCUCAGCGCGGCCCGAGGAGCCAUCACUGCCACAACAACUUGCGUCUGCCUUGAUUGCCAAGCAGCGUAAGCUCCCUCAUGUUCCCAAGAAAUGCUCACAUGCGGCGAGUCAUCCGAGUGGUCCAUCGAUAUCAUUAUUCCAGCAAGAGUCAACUCCCUUUACUGGCCAGCAUCUGCAAGAUUGGAGGAAUCGUCUCAAGUCCGAACUGGAAAGCCAAAACUCCUAUCAGCGCGAUUCCAUCGUACGCUCGGUUGCGCAGAUCUGUCAAGAUCUUGAAACGCGUUGCAACACUGUAGAGGAGCCACUUCGCCGGGAGAAAGCAAGAUCGCAAGAGCUCGAGAAGCGUGUGGAAGAGCUAAGCGAACAGGUCUCGUCACUCGAGUCGCAAGCGGCAGAUGACCGAUUCCACCUGGAUGGGUUGGAAGACGAGAAGCUUGGUCUUGCAGAUGAGAAGGACCGCAUUUCUGUGAAACUCAAUGAGCUCCGAACACAGUUUAAGGAAGCCAACCGGAAUGCGGACGAGGCCCUCCGCACCGCUCAGGAAGAGUUCAAUGCAAGAGAGCUUGAGUUGCGCUCGACGAUCCUGAAUCAUGAGGAACAGCUUCGUACCCGCGAAAACGAUGUUCGAGAGCUGAACGGUACAGUUAGCGAAGUCAGAGACUCUUUAGAGCACACAGAAGAGGAGCUUCGUGCUAUUGGCGAGCGAUACGAGGACUUGCAGACUCGCCUUGGCGACACUGGCCGCCAGCUGGAUGACGAGCGCGAGGCGAAGUCCAGGCAAUCCGAAGAGAUCCUGAGGCUCAAAGAACGUGGCAUCAACCUCGAGCAUCAACUUCAAACGACUGAAUCAGAGUUGGAGGCCAUCGCUGGGCAACUCAGUGAUCUUGAAGUCAGCCACCAAGAACUCAAGCAGUCUUCUGUGGAUGCAUUGAGGGAAUUGGGGGUCAAGUAUACAACUGACAUGGAAGCCGCUGCUGCCAGAGCUGAAGAGGAGUGCACCAAACUUAACAGCAAGCUCACAGACACGCUUCAAACAAGUCGACAGUUGAAGGAUGCGCAUGAUAAGACUCGAAGGGAGUUGCACUCUUUGCAGAACACAUUCUCGGCCCUCGAAACCAAAGCACAAGGACUCGAUGUUCUUUGUGGGGAGCAAGAGGAGGAGCUGGAAGAGCUGAGGACUUUGCGUAGGAAUGUGCUGGCUUCAAUGGGGCUUGCGACGCAAAAUUCGUUAGCAAUCCGCUCAGCAUCUCGAUCACAGAGAGACGGCACUAUGCCAGAGACUCCUCGGGAACCACGAGAGCACAGGCGACGAAAGUCGGCAAUUCAUACCCGGGACCUUGCGCCAAAAGCCACGACAGCAACCCAAGGCUUCAGCAACACGGCUAUGGAGAACUUUGCUGAAGCAUCAUUCGCCUCCUCCAGUCACGACUCGCAGAAUGGCUCAACACCAAAACGCCAGAAACGUCACCCGUCUUUGAAGGUGCCUACGAUGCAAACGCCAUUCAAUCAGAAGCCAGCUCUCGCUUCAUGUUCAACAUCAAAGAAGCUAUCGCCUGUCAAGCGCUCUGCUUUACGACAGAUGUCUCCAAAUCGCCGACACACUACAGUUGGCUUUGCAUUAUCUGAGACUGAGGACCAGGGGCAGGUGCAAGAAGGCGGUUCGACAAGGAAGAGGCGAGGCAGUCUCCGUGGAGGUUCACAAGAGGGCUUUGACAUGGAUGACUUCCUUGCAGGUACACCACUAACACCCGGUGCAUUCGCAUCAGGCACCGGAAGAGUCCCAGAGGACGACGACGCAACGACCACAGAGCUAUGAGUUCGAUGUUUUGGCGCACCGUUUGCAUAGAUGGUUGGCAUUUGUGUAUUUCGCGUCUCAGGCAGCCGCACGGGUACCUGCAUGUCUGGCGUCCCAGGAGUUGAUCAAAGCUUGAAGACUCUAUGUCUCAUUCUUACUUGUACCUUUCGAUUUGCCUUUACUUGUCUAGUGCCUGUCUUACUUUAGCGUCGCGAUCGUUAUCCAUUCUCGCGCUCUCUCUUACACUUAAUUUUAUCCAACUACUCUUCCCCCACG